Rhodotorula graminis WP1 is the source of this 1754-nucleotide messenger RNA. Its product is annotated as glycosyltransferase family 22 protein. NCBI's taxonomy places the organism in Eukaryota, Fungi, Basidiomycota, Microbotryomycetes, Sporidiobolales, Sporidiobolaceae. The transcript is spliced from 7 exons. The coding region runs from base 1 to 1719 and encodes 572 amino acids. Gene Ontology annotation, molecular function: alpha-1,2-mannosyltransferase activity. Gene Ontology annotation, biological process: GPI anchor biosynthetic process. Gene Ontology annotation, cellular component: endoplasmic reticulum membrane. The record is from RefSeq and is a predicted model, not a curated record.
AUGCUCUCGAGGCGGCGCGCUGCCGCAGCGUACACGGCACUCGCCGUCCUGCGGGUCUUGGUCGCCUUCACCUCGCUGUCGUCCAUCCACCCCGACGAGCACUUCCAGAACCCGGAAAUCGCUGCCGCCUUCUCGUUCGACUAUGCCAUGUCCGGCGGUGACCGCCCCCUGCGCACCUGGGAGUGGCGAGGCGCCUCGCCCUGUCGCAGCAUCCUGCCCGUCGCUGGCUCGACCGGGCUCGCGUUCCUUCUCGUCAAGGUCUUUCUCGGCUCCAGUCCACCGGCGAGCGCCCUUUUCGCCGCCGAGCGAGCCGUCAUCCUCCUGUUCUCGUUCGGCAUCGACUAUGUCGUGUGGCACAUCUCGCGACGGUCGCACCUAUCGGUCCUCCUGUUCGCCAGCUCGCCCGUCACUUUCACCUUUCUGCUCCGCCCCUUCUCCAACACCCUCGAGACUGUCUUCCUCGCGCUCGCCUUCUUCAUCUUUUUCCGUACCCUCACGUCGGGACGAGCGGCGUCAGUCGCACGUCUCUUCGGCCUCGGCGUCGUCCUCGCCGUCGGCAUCUUCAACCGCAUCACCUUUGCCGCCUUUGCGAUGCCGCUCGUCCUCAGCACAGCCGACGCCGGCUCUCGGCAGACUAGUUCUCAUGUUUCGCUCAGCGCAUCUUCUCGGCGCCUCGUCCUCGUCGGUACCAGCGCCCUCGCAGGCUUUAUCGUCGCCGCAACCUCCUGUAUCGUCGUCGAUACGGCCUACUUCUCGACCGGCAAGGUGUCGAUCCGCACCGCCCUCAACGCGCUCGCCCAUCCGCACUCGUUCAUCGUCACGCCGCUCAACCUCCUGCGGUACAACGCCUCGAGCGAUAACUUGGCCGAGCACGGCCUGCAUCCCCGAUGGCUCCACGCAGUCGUGAACGCGCCCUCGCUGUUCGGUGCGGGCCUCGUCAUCGUCGCGCUCAGUGCGGCGGACCUGCUACGGCCGAGAGGAAGGCUCAAGCCGUUCGACCGGCGCCAUCUUUUCUUGUACCUCUCGACAUUCUUCGUUCCCCUCGUCGCCCUCUCCGUCCUCCCGCACCAAGAGCCUCGAUUCCUCGUCCCUCUUGUCCUCCCUGUCGUCCUCCUCGCGCCAUACACCUCGAUCUUCCGCAGCGCGACGUCGAGGGCCGGCAAGACGCGCAGGGUCAUCUGGGUUCUCUGGCUCGCCCACUCGUUCGGCUUCACCAUCAUGUUCGGCUACCUGCACCAAGGCGGGCUUGUGCCGGCCACGCUCGCCCUCAACGGCGAGCUGCGCAACUCGACGACCCGCAUCGGCGCCGCUCGCGCCGUCGACGUCGUCUUUUGGCGCACGUUCAUGCCGCCUCGGCACCUGCUCCUGCCGCUCGCUCCAGGAGCUCUCGUCCCAGCUGUCCGCGUCACCGACCUCGCCGGCGCCUCAUCCUCCACCUUCCUCUCAACCCUUGCCGCCUUCGACCUCGCCGCCUCGCACGUCAUCGUCGUCGCGCCAGCCUACACCAUCGAGGCGCAAAAUCUCACGUGCCUCGCGACGUCCACCUCGACCGCCUCGUCGGGCCGCUCGGACCCGUUCGACACGCUCCCGAAGCGACGCCUCUCGCCGCUCGUCGCAGGCCGCACAUCUUACGGCGUGCACGUCGACAUGGACCGGCUCGGCGACCUCUCCGGGGCCAGGUGGAAGACGCUGGGCGUCGGGGUGUGGACGGUCGAGUAGCGCCGGCGCAAUGCGAUUUCCCUCGCUCGCCCGCC